Molecule: messenger RNA, 1232 nt
Organism: Ochotona curzoniae (black-lipped pika)
Lineage: Eukaryota; Metazoa; Chordata; Mammalia; Lagomorpha; Ochotonidae
Gene: DIPK1C
Product: divergent protein kinase domain 1C
Exons: 4
Coding region: 1-1224 (407 amino acids)
Source: RefSeq, a predicted model, not a curated record
AUGGCGCGCUGCGGGCGCUGCGGGCGCUGCGGGCGUUGCGGCCGGGGCGCGCUCCUCGCCGUCGCCGCGUGGACCGCGGGCUGGCUGCUGGCCGCUGUGCUGCUGCUCCGAGCGCACCCGGGCGUCCUCUCGGAGCGCUGCACGGACGAGAAGAGCCGGCGCAUCCUGGCCGCGCUGUGCCAGGACUACCGGGGCGGUUGGCUGGUGGGAGACCUGUGCCAAGACCUGUGUGAGAAGGGGACGCUGCGGUACCAGCGCUGCCUGUACUACGAGCGAGGCAAGAAGGUGCUGCAGGCUGAGUGGCAUGGCCAGCCCGUGGUCCUCAAGUCUACGAGGGAGGCCUUUGCCAGCUUCCCACCCCUUGGCCUGCUGGGGGACGGGUCCCAGGGUGGCCCGGCAGAGGCUGAGCUCCUCCUGGUGGUGGCCGGCGAGGUCAGACACGCCCUGGGACUGGAGCUGCCCAACGACAGCCUGGGACUGCUGUGGCCGGGCCAACGGGGUGCAGAUUGGCAGCAGCAGGUGGCCAGUGCGUGGGCCCUGCUGCAGCAGGAGGAGUUUGUGUACCUGAGCCUGCUGCAGGGCCUGAGCCGCCAUGUGCCACCCGUGCUGGGCUCCUGUGGCCACUUCUAUGCUGUGGAGCACCUGGCGGCUGGCAGCUCCCAGCACCGGGCACUCUUCCCGCUGGAGCAGAAGCAGGCACGGGCCCGGGCCCUGGCCAUCAGCCGCAUCGCGCUCAGCUUCCUGGACAUGGUGGGCCAUUUUGACCGUGACUUCUCCCACCGCCUGCACCUCUGCGACGUCAAGCCUGAAAACUUUGCCAUCAGAAGGGACCUCACGGUGUUGGCUAUAGAUGUGGACAUGGCUUUUUUUGAGCCUAAAAUGAGGGAAAUCCUCGAGCAGAACUGCACGGGUGAUGAAGACUGCAAUUUCUUCGACUGCUUUUCCAAGUGUGACCUGCGAGCGAACAAGUGUGGAGCAGAGCGCGCCAACAGCAACCUGCAGGUGAUCUGUGACAAGAUAUUUCGCUACUGGUUUGUCUCAAGUCCCAGGGACUCUGCCGUCCCUCCAUGGCGUCAGUUCCAGUUGCAGGAGGCUGUGCGGGAAUGCUCCAGGACAGCCGCCCCCGGUGUGUUCUGGAAGCUUCGCCACCUCCUCCAAGCCACGCUGAGAGAGCUGCAGCAGGCAGACAAGCCGCCACGUUCCAGCCUUGAACAUGCCUGGUGAGGCGGCUG